AUGGGCAACAAGCAAUAUUCAGAAUCAGCUGCUAGUGGAUCUUCUUCAUCGUCUACAACAAAUAAACCAAAGAAAAUAUCAUCAUCAUCAUCAUCAUCAUCAACAGCAGCAUCAGUGUCAACGAUGGGCAGAAGUGCUGCGCUUCCUCAACCUGCUCGUCGAAUUAUUCAGAAUUUUCUUCUUGUCUGGCUCGAUGCCAAUGUUGACGAGUCAAAGGAAGAUUUCCAAAAUUCAUUAACACAUUUACGACGAAUUGUAGCAUCCAUUACAACAUUCACCGAUGCUCAGCAAUGUUUUGAUUUUCUUAAUGGCAUUACAAAGGAAAAGGCAUUUAUGAUCGUAUCGGGUUCACUUGGACAGAAAUUUAUACCAGAAAUGGAAGCCAUGCCACAGUUAGAAUCUGUGUACGUUUUUUGUGGUAAUCAAUCUUAUCAUGAACAAUGGGCCAACAAAGUAUCGAAGGUCAAAGGCGUAUAUACAAAAAUCGAAACAAUUUGUAAAGCCCUAGAAAUUGAUCGACAACGAUGUGAUCAAGCUAUGAUCUCGAUCAGUUUCAAUGGUCUUGAUGCAUUGUUUAUGUACACACAACUUUUGAAGGAAGCAGUCUUAGAAAUCGAAGAUGACGAUGCCAAAUCGAUUAAAGAUCUCGUAGAAUAUUGUCGUCUUCAAAAUGAUAUUGAUGAUGAUGAAAUUAAAAAGGUACAACGUGAAUAUCGUGAUCAUAAACCGAUUUGGUGGUAUACGGCUCCUUAUUUCAUGUACUCAAUGCUUAAUCGUGGUCUUCGACAAAUGGAUGUCGACAUUAUUCUUAAAAUGGGCUUUUUCAUCCGUCAUCUACAUCAACAUAUUACAGACUUACAUCAUGAACAGCAAAACAGCAAAGCAGCCAUGCCAUCAAAAUUUCAAGUUUUUCGUGGUCAAGGCUUAUCCAUGGAAGCCUUUGAAAAAAUGAAGAAAACCAAAGGUGGACUCAUGUCCUUUAAUAAUUUCUUAUCGACAAGUCGCAAUCGUGAGAUUUCUUUCAAAACCUUUGCACGGCCAGCAGGAUUCGAUGCGGAUUCAGUUGGCAUCCUUUUCAUUAUGAACAUCAAUACGGCUAUUUGCACAGCUUCAUCGACACCUUUUGUCAACGUCAAAGGUGUUGGCUUCUACGACGAUCAAGAAGAAGAAAUUCUCUUCUCGACACAUACAAUUUUUCGUAUCGAUCGUAUAGAACGUAUUGAAGAUAAGCAUACAGAUCGUCUCUGGCAAGUCAAUCUCACCCUUGCUGGUAAUCAAGAUGAUGAUUUUAACAAACUAACAGCACAUUUACGCGAAGAUAUUGCAGGGACUACAGGAUGGUCUCGAUUCGGUGAUAUACUCAUUAGUGUGGGUAAGUUUGAAAAAGCAGGACAUCUCUAUGAAUUACUCCUUGAAAAAGCUUCUUCUGACAAAGAAAGAUCGGAAUACUAUUUUCAACUUGCCAGGGUGUAUGAUAACAUGGGCGAAAAUUCGAAAGCACUUAAAUAUUACGAAAAAAAUCUCGAAUUUAAACAAAAAACUUUUCCUCCGAAUCAUCCCCACUUGGCUUCUUCCUACAAUAACAUCGGUUUGGUGUAUUAUAACAUGGGCGAGUACUCGAAAGCACUUACAUCAUACGAACGAUCACUUGAAAUCCAAAAAAUAGCUCUCCCUCCAAAUCAUCCCGACUUGGCUGCUUCCUACAACAACAUCGGUAAUGUGUAUGCUAAAAUGGGCGAGUACUCGAAAGCACUUUCAUCGUAUGAACGAUCACUUGAAAUACGAAAAAUAGCUCUCCCUCCUAAUCAUCCCGGCUUGGCUUCUUCCUACAACAACAUCGGAGAAGUGUAUAGAAACAUGGGCGAGUACUCGAAAGCACUUUCAUCAUACGAACGAUCACUUGAAAUCCAAAAAAUAGCUCUCCCUCCGAAUCAUCCCGACUUGGCUACUUCCUACAACAACAUCGGUUUGGUGUAUGAUAACAUGGGCGAGUACCCGAAAGCACUUUCAUCGUAUGAACGAUCACUUGAAAUCAAAAAAAUAGCUCUCCCUCCGAAUCAUCCCCACUUGGCUUCUUCCUACAACAAUAUCGGUUCGGUGUAUUAUAACAUGGGCGAGUACUCGAAAGCACUUUCAUAUUACGAAAAAGACCUGGAGAUCACUCUGAAAGCUCUCCCUCCGAAUCAUCCCGACUUGGCUUCUUCCUACAACAACAUCGGUUCGGUGUAUAAUAACAUGGGCGAGUACUCGAAAGCACUUUCAUAUUACGAAAAAGCACUACAAAUCAAGAAGAUUGCUCUUCCCCCAGGACAUCCAAGUACUGCACUUACGGAAAGAAACAUUGAACUUCUGAAAAAGAAAAUGUAA
Messenger RNA from Rotaria sordida, 2367 nucleotides. The record is from the annotation of a GenBank genome assembly. Lineage: Eukaryota; Metazoa; Rotifera; Eurotatoria; Philodinida; Philodinidae.